GCAAUAAACAACAAAAAUGAAUGAAAUUAUUAUUUUUUUUAUAAUGGGUCAAAUUUAAUUUUCGAACAGAUCAUGUCAUUGUCAUUUGCUUUUCCUAGCCAAAACCACCUGAGGACACAAGAAACAAAAUGGAUAUACGAAAUGUUUUUCAAACCUAAGCUUUCAAAAGAGCGAGAACCAAAGAUCGAAGAUGUGAACCAUGAAACGUCAGACAGCACCGCCAAAAUGGUGAGCGGAGUUUCAGUUUGUCCCACUAAAGACGCUAAUUGUACAACAGAGCCACAACUGGGCUUACCAUAUUCAAUGGACGACGUCCUUGGCCAAAAGCAUAGCUGUCCUAAGCAGGCUGAUUUAGAAUCCCCCUAAAAAAAGAUGCGAAACAAAAAAACACUCAUUUUCAAUGUAUGAUUACAAAUAUUCCUAACUUGAAUAUUCCAUCAAAAAGGAUGCUGUCUCCUGUUUUGCCUGCCAGUUUUCAAACUCACCACGGUGGGGCUUUGUUUCGCAAGGGUGUGAGUGACUGGAAAAACAUUAAAUUGGAUAUCUUUGCCUAACGCAAAAAUCAGUGUCUACCUCGCCACAGAAAAACGCACCCACACACACAUUGCUGGGAUGCCUGUAUUUACGAGCAUGGGCUAAGCUACUAACCGAGCAUAUAUCUUGUGAAUUAAUUCUAUUUCUGACACUGCUUUUUGCGGUUAUCAACAUGUUUUGCCCCCCUUGCCACAAAAGUCAAACUCCGCCUAUUGAGCUAUUUCAAUUCACAUGGAUUUGACUAUGGUAGUGAAAGAGUAAAAUAGACAAAGCAACAUCUUGCUGCAGAAAUGAGAUAAACCUUUGUGUUUUGCAGUGUUUUGUUGUUGUUGUUGUUGUUUUUGCACCACGAGAGAGACCACACUUAUGUUUACCAGAUAGCCGCUUUAGUAAUCUGUUUCCAAAAAUGUUGACGUUGUAAAGAAAGAGUCAGCUGGUUGCACAGACGUCAGCGCAACGAAAGGGAGAGAGAGAAAACCCGAAAGUUACGUCAGGUGAUAUCACGAGACCAAACGAGACGGCAACACUUAAAAGAGCGAAAGAGCUGCCUCAGCCAAUCACAACGCAGAUCUGGUUUCGGUCCCGCCCUUUUCCCCGUGCAAAAGGUCUUGCAAGUUGCACCAUUGAUUGUAGCCAACGUGUUCAGGAGUUACUUUCAUCGCAGUAAACAUGUCUCCAGACGAGAGCCUCGCCUCCAGCGUCACCGACAAAAGGAUGCAGUCGGUAGGUGUGGCACUGGAAGAGCUGCUGGUAACUGCUCAGAAACAAGAAUGCCUGACGAUCGGCAUCUACGAGUCAGCGCAACUUCUCAAUACAGACCCAGACAGCGUGGUCCUGUGCGUGCUGGCCGCCGACGGUGCCGAGGACGAUGUGGCGCUACAGAUCCACUUCACACUGCUUCAGUCGUUUUGUUGCGACAGCGGCAUCACCAUCCUGCGCGUUGCGGGCAUGCCGCGACUCCGGCGGCUGCUGGCCAAUGUGGACGGCGGCUGCAAGGACAUACACUGCAUGUUGGUCACGAACCCCGAAGCCAAUCACUGCCGGCUGCAAGAAGUUGGCGUCUACUGCCAGGAGAGCCUCCGCGUGGACCAGUGGGUCCCCGAGCUCGUCCUGGAGGAACGUUGAAAGCAAAUGCAACUUCACGGGUCAAGUUUGAACAGGGGAAGGGAACCCCACACAAAUCUUAGGCUGCGUGACCAAGUCGAACUCUAGGAAAUUCCACAGCGAGGACUGCUUCGCGGACGAGCCGGUGUUUCUAGGAAGCGGACUGGAAUGCGGCCAAAGUAAAACUAUGCACGGCAUUCCCGACACACGCAAGAACUCCAAGGACACUUUUGUAUUCUUUUAUUUAUGUUGGUGCUGUCAACAUUCGUUGUUGUGAAAUAGCGACGUGCUGCCUAGUUUUAUUUGUUGCUUAUAAAUUAUUUUCUUUAUCA
Corythoichthys intestinalis (scribbled pipefish) is the source of this 1970-nucleotide messenger RNA. Its product is annotated as growth arrest and DNA damage-inducible protein GADD45 beta-like. Bases 1204 to 1659 code for a protein of 151 amino acids. Gene Ontology annotation, biological process: regulation of cell cycle. The transcript has 4 exons. Lineage: Eukaryota; Metazoa; Chordata; Actinopteri; Syngnathiformes; Syngnathidae. The record is from RefSeq and is a predicted model, not a curated record. Gene Ontology annotation, cellular component: cytoplasm; nucleus.